UGUAUUAAGUACACAAGAUUUACAUAUUAUUUAGAGCAGGCAUAUAAAAAAAAGAUUAGUGUAUGACAUAGAAAACCAUUGUCAAACCACCCACACAUAAGUAAUUUGGAUUCUUCUCCAAAGAAGAUAAGUAUUUUCUUUGGCAUCAAACCCUCAUGGCCUAAAUUUGCCCAUUUCUCCAUCACGCCAUGAAAAUCAUCCUCUUCUUGCUCCUCCUCCCCACCUUGAUCCUCACCACCACCGCCCAAAACCCCUCCGACCCCACCACCCCGGCCUCCGUCAACAACUUCCAGCCCAGCCUCGCCGUCGUCAUCGGCAUGCUUGCCGUCAUGUUCUCCCUCACCUUCAUCCUCCUCCUCUACGCCAAGUUCUGCCACCGCGCCGCCUCCUUCCACAGCAAUUCCAACACCCGCCAAAUCCACGACGGCCUCCCCCGCUCCCGCUCACUCGUCUCGGGCGUCGACAAGACCGUCGUCGAGUCCCUCCCCUUCUUCCGCUUCUCCUCCCUCCGAGGCUCCCGCGACGGCCUCGAAUGCGCCGUCUGCCUUGCUAGAUUCGAGGACGUCGACAUCCUCCGCCUCCUCCCCAAAUGCAAGCACGGUUUCCACAUCGACUGCAUCGACAAGUGGCUUGAGAAGCACUCCACCUGCCCCCUCUGCCGCCGCAAGGUCACCGCCGACGACCUCUCCCACCUCCCCCUCUCCACCAGCCUCCGAUUCUUAUCCAAUCCGCCGCCGCCGCCGGAGCUAGAGCGGCAGGAAUCCAAUCUAGAGCUCUACGUGGAGAGAGAAGAGAGCCGACAUGGAUCCUCGAGAUUCUGCAUUGGCGGAAGCUUCCGGAAGAAGGAGGAGGAGGAGGUUCCGAUACCGGAGAGCAUGGACUGCGAAUCGCCGCCGUCGCCGGCGGCGCUGCACCGGUUCAACCACAAGAUCGUGGUAUCGGAAGCCGUGCUCAAGAACCGGUGGAGCAAUGUUAGCUCCUCCGACAUCAUGUUCCUCAACUCGGAGAUACUGAUGAACGACGUCGUCACGGAGGAGGAGGCGACGAGAUUCUCGUCGGUGGAGGAGAGGAAAACGGCGGAGGAGACGGUGAUCAUGAGCAUAAAGGAGGAGAUGGAGAGGAAGAGAGCGUUGGAGGGAAAGGUGAGAGAAAUCAAUAAAGAAGUGUGUGAUGAUCGCCGGAAUUUUCCCGCCAUGUCGUCGGGUGCUAAUAGGGCGAAAUUAGGGUUUGAUUCGAGCUCGAUCAAUCCCAACGACAAGAGAUCCAUGUCUGAAAUCGUGGUUCAUCCGAGAUUCCAAGAUUUAGGGAAUAAUGAUCCGCAGGUUGAAGAAAUUAAUGCCAAGGACGAAAGAACGAGAAGACUUUGGUUACCUAUCGCGAGAAAAACGGUCCAGUGGUUUGCAAAUAGAGAGAGAAUUGCUCCACAGUCUCAAGGAUCAAGGUUUAAUAUAUAAGUAGCAUUUUUGUACAUGGAAAAAAGUCCACAUGGUGGGGUUGAGGCCCCUCAAAAUAUAUUGAUGUAGAGGAAAGGAACUGGAAUUAGAUUCGAUACUUUGCUCUCUUUGGGGAUUAUUUUGAGAUUCAGACCUUUUACAGUUGGAUUAAUCGAAUCCAAAGAUUGGUGGUAUUUUUUACA
Molecule: messenger RNA, 1636 nt
Organism: Salvia hispanica
Lineage: Eukaryota; Viridiplantae; Streptophyta; Magnoliopsida; Lamiales; Lamiaceae
Source: RefSeq, a predicted model, not a curated record